AAAUAUAAAAAAUUUCCUUUUUACACUUUUUGUAGUACGACACAACUACCUUAAUACUACAAUCUAUCUGUACGACAUUUGACACCGCAAGAGACAACAGUGUACCUAUGUGUUGUUGUUGGAUUUUGCAAUGUACUUUUGUUUUUCUUUUCCAAUGUACUACAAAUCUUGAUUUGAGAUUGAUUGAUAUAUUUGAUAAAAGUUUGGUGGGUUUUUGAGGUUCUUAUUAUCUCACUCAUCUUCUUUGAGUUUCAUCAAUCUCUUGUCUUGUUCAUUGCUGCAAAUUAAGAUUGAUUCACUUAUUAGAUAAUUCCAAUGGGCAAUAUAAGCAAUGAAGAACAAGAACUCGAAGAGAUUGAGAAUUUAGAGAGAGAAGACAUAGAAAAAGUUGGAGUUGAUGUAGAAGAUACAAGUGGAAUAGCACCAUGGACAAAACAGAUCACAAUUAGGGGACUAAUUGCUAGCAUCCUUCUUGGCAUAGUUUAUAGUAUCAUUGUUAUGAAGCUGAACCUCACAACUGGUUUAGUCCCUAAUCUCAAUGUUUCUGUUGCACUUCUUGGCUUUGUGUUCAUUAAACUUUGGACUAAGAUUCUUGAGAAAGCAAAUAUUGUUUCAAUACCUUUCACUAGACAGGAAAAUACCUUAAUUCAGACUUGUGCUGUUGCAUGCUACAGUGCAUCUUUUGGCGGUGGUUUCGGAUCUCAUCUGUUGGGUUUGAAUAGGGCGACAUAUGAGCGAGUUGGGGGGGCUAGUACACCAGGGAAUACUCCUGACACCAAGGAGCCUGCCAUUGGCUGGAUGACCAGCUUUCUCUUUGUUACUUACUUUGUUGGGCUAACAGCACUAAUUCCCUUUAGAAAGAUGAUGAUAAUUGACUCUAAAUUACCUUAUCCAAGCGGAACAGCUACAGGUGUUCUUAUUAAUGGAUUCCAUACUCCUAAAGGAAAUGUCAUGGCCAAGAAGCAGGUUAAGGGUUUCACGCAAUUCUUCUCACUCAGUUUGCUUUGGUCUUUCUUCCAAUGGUUCUAUGCUGGUGGAGACCAAUGCGGAUUUGGUCAGUUUCCUACUUUCGGGUUGAAAGCGUGGAAAAACACAUUUUACUUUGAUUUCAGCAUGACUUAUGUUGGAGCAGGAAUGAUCUGUUCUCAUCUUGUCAAUUUAUCAUUGCUUUUCGGUGCUGUGGUUUCAUGGGGCAUUAUGUGGCCAUUGAUCAGAGUACUUAAAGGAAGUUGGUUCCCUGAAAAUUUACCGGAGAGUAGCAUGAAGAGUCUUACUGGUUAUAAGGUUUUUAUUUCCAUUGCAUUAAUCCUUGGUGAUGGACUCUACAAUUUUAUCAAAAUUAUAUAUUUUAGUGCCUUGAAUUUUCAGGCCUGCAUGAAAAAGAGGAAUCACAAUGCAGCUCCAUUUACAGAUAAUAACCAGGACCAGACUCUAGACGAUCUUACACGCGAUGAAUUCUUUCUAAAAGAAAGCAUUCCAAUAUGGGUAGCAUGUGUAGGAUAUGCAGUACUCACCAUAAUUUCAAUCAUUGUUAUCCCUCUCAUAUUCCCACAAGUGAAGUGGUACUUUGUGGUGGUAGCUUAUCUCCUAGCACCAAUUCUCGGCUUCUGCAAUGCUUAUGGUUCUGGUUUAACUGACCAGAACAUGGCUUAUAAUUAUGGAAAAGUAGCACUUUUCAUUCUUGCAGCCUUAGGAGGAAAAAAUAAUGGUGUUGUUGCUGGACUUGUAGCAUGUGGACUAAUAAAAUCACUUGCUUCAACUUCAUCUGACUUAAUGCAAGAUUUCAAAACUAGUUAUUUAACUCUAACUUCACCGCGAUCAAUGCUUGUAGCACAAGCAAUUGGUACAGCAACAGGUUGUGUUGUGGCACCACUCACAUUCUUUAUUUUCUACAGUACAAACAAUGUUGGUGACCCUAAUGGUCCAUUCAAAGCACCUUAUGCUAUCAUAUACAGAAACAUGGCAAUUCUUGGUGUUGAAGGCUUUUCAGCACUUCCAAACCAUUGCUUGCAAUUCUGUUUUGGGUUUUUUGCAUUUGCUUUGUUGGCUAACUUAUUGAGAGAUUUGAAUCCAAAAAAUAUUGGGAAAUGGGUCCCACUUCCAAUGGCAAUGGCUGUACCUUUUAUUGUUGGUGCUUACUUUGCAGUUGAUAUGUGUGUUGGGAGUUUGAUAGUUUUUGUUUGGACUUGGAUGAAAAGAAAAGAAGCAGGUUUGAUGGUUCCAGCUGUUGCUUCUGGUUUGAUUUGUGGAGAUGGGAUAUGGGUUCUUCCUUCAGCUCUUCUUGCUUGGUUUAAGAUUCAUCCACCAAUGUGUAUGAGCUUUUCUGCAUAUAAGUAGAAUCUUGCAGAACUUUAGAGGAAAUAGGUGUAGUAAAAUCUUGUUAUGACUGUUAUUAGUUAGUACAUGGUUCAUAGAUAUCUUUUU
Trifolium pratense (red clover) is the source of this 2424-nucleotide messenger RNA. RefSeq names its product metal-nicotianamine transporter YSL3-like. Gene Ontology annotation, molecular function: iron-nicotianamine transmembrane transporter activity; oligopeptide transmembrane transporter activity. The record is from RefSeq and is a predicted model, not a curated record. Gene Ontology annotation, cellular component: plasma membrane. The coding region runs from base 316 to 2337 and encodes 673 amino acids. Gene Ontology annotation, biological process: seed development; response to iron ion. The transcript is spliced from 8 exons. Lineage: Eukaryota; Viridiplantae; Streptophyta; Magnoliopsida; Fabales; Fabaceae.